This is a messenger RNA of Dioscorea cayenensis subsp. rotundata (Guinea yam), 1483 nucleotides long. RefSeq names its product malate dehydrogenase, glyoxysomal. Gene Ontology annotation, biological process: tricarboxylic acid cycle; malate metabolic process. Gene Ontology annotation, cellular component: chloroplast; cytoplasm. The record is from RefSeq and is a predicted model, not a curated record. The transcript has 9 exons. Gene Ontology annotation, molecular function: L-malate dehydrogenase (NAD+) activity. Lineage: Eukaryota; Viridiplantae; Streptophyta; Magnoliopsida; Dioscoreales; Dioscoreaceae. Bases 240 to 1310 code for a protein of 356 amino acids.
GCAGGAGGAUAAGGAUCAAGCAGUGAAGCAAAGCCUUCAAUUUCUGUUACUCGUCCCACGCUUCCCAAUCUGCACAAUUUUUGGAGUUUUUCUCUUUCCCACCCUUCGUGUCAACGUCUUCUCCAAUCAAGAAUAGCCCAUAACCCUUAAUUUUUGUAUAAAAAUCCCCCCUUUUCUCUCUCCUUGCCCUCCUCCCUCGUUCUUCUUCGUUUUUUCUGUCUCUUUUAUCUUCCAGCAUCAUGGAGCCUAACACUGAGGCCUUGCGGCGGAUGGCCAGGAUCGCUGCCCAUCUCCAGCCUUCCAGCACCCAGAUGGAGGGGAGUUCAUUACUAAGGCGUGAGAACUGCCGGGCAAAAGGAGGUGCCCCAGGAUUUAAGGUUGCGAUAUUGGGGGCUGCCGGAGGAAUAGGGCAGCCCCUUGCAUUGCUGAUGAAGAUGAAUCCUUUGGUCUCAGUGCUGCAUUUGUAUGAUGUGGUCAAUACACCUGGUGUCACUGCAGAUAUCAGUCACAUGGAUACUGGUGCAGUGGUCCGUGGAUUUUUAGGUCAACCACAACUGGAAAGUGCACUCACUGGAAUGGACCUUGUCAUUAUUCCUGCCGGCAUCCCCAGAAAACCUGGAAUGACAAGGGAUGACUUGUUCAAGAUCAAUGCUGGAAUAGUCCAAACACUUUGCGAAGGAGUGGCUAAAUUCUGUCCGCAUGCAAUUGUGAACUUGAUAAGUAACCCGGUGAACUCUACCGUCCCCAUUGCAGCAGAAGUUUUCAAGAGAGCUGGAACUUAUGACCCCAAGCGUCUCUUGGGAGUCACGACACUUGAUGUCGUGAGAGCCAAUACAUUCGUGGCGGAAGUGCUAGGAGUCAACCCCAAGGAUGUUAAUGUUCCAGUUGUCGGUGGCCACUCUGGGGUUACAAUUUUACCUCUUUUAUCACAGGUUAACCCUCCAUGCUCAUUCACUCCAGAUGAAAUCAGUUAUCUGACUGAUCGUAUUCAGAAUGGUGGAACAGAAGUUGUUGAGGCGAAAGCUGGUACCGGUUCUGCGACGUUGUCAAUGGCUUUCGCUGCCGCCAAAUUUGCUGAUACGUGUUUGCGAGGAUUGCAUGGUGAUGCCGGAAUUAUUGAAUGCUCAUUUGUCGCUUCUCAGGUGACUGAACUACCCUUCUUUGCGGCAAAAGUACGAUUAGGCCGUGGCGGAGCCGAAGAGAUAUUUCCUCUCGGUCCAUUGAAUGAGUUUGAGAGGGUUGGAUUGGAGAAGGCAAAGAAAGAGUUGGCAGGAAGCAUUGAGAAAGGAAUUUCUUUCAUCAGGAAGUGAAUGGAAGUAUAAAACAUAUAUAUAGAUGUUAAGUGUUUUAAGUGUGUUUCACUUGUUUUUCCAUUUAUAAAGAAGUUAGUUUUAUGUGUCGCCACUCUGCUACACCGCCUACACUUCCUAAUGUAAAUUGACAACUACUUUAAAGAAAUAAUAAUAUGGGAAUUACUUUACUU